GCGAUAAUAUUGUACAGUGAUAUAUACCAUUGUAUUAAGCGUUCGAGUCAUUCGAGUGACUGCGCGGAAAUUUAAAUCUCUCCCAAAAAUGGCAGACGAUUUAGCGGCAAGUUUGGAGAUUUUGAGCGUUGAAACACUUUGUCGCUUGUCUCCUUCAACGUGUGGUAACAUAAUAAACUUCACUUUGAACGAUGGGAAACUCCUGAGUGUCAUUUUUACUGGCAGCCAUCUUAUACACGUUUUGAAAGAUAAAAAAAUACAAGCUAUAUUGAAUCUUGGAAGUUGCGUGGUGAAAGUUUUGGAUUAUUUGAAUGAAAAAGAUGAGCUAUUGGUCAUCACAAAAGAUGGAAAAUUGAGAGCAAUAUCAUUGCUGCAAAUGGUUGAACAGAAAAACGUAAAAUCCAUUGCUGACGUGAGCAAGGAUAUUUUCGAGGAAUUGUUCGACGAGACCCCAAUAGAACGCGAACCCACCACUGAGAAGUCUAGUACUUUAUACGACAAUAUCCACAUGCGGGGAGAUGAUGAUGAUGAUGUCAUUUAUUGGGAGUCAGAUCUAAGAAAUGUUGCCUAUACCUAUCAUUACUUGAUAACCUGUUCCUGGAAUCAAUCAAACACCAGAGUAGCGAUGUACGAAUUGAAUGACACGAAGUCGUCUGGGAGCAGAGAAGUUUGCGCAAAGUGUCUACGUCACAUCCGCUUGGCAAGUGACGAUCACUGUUCCACGAGGAACACCGUCUCUUGUUUGAAACAUGUCUGUCACUCACCGAAACAUGGACGGAAUGUACUUGACUUUUCAAUAUUUCACGCUUUAUUUGCCGACGAAUCAGAAAGCAACUUUUCAGUGCUGUUGGUCGGUCUACAGAAUGGAAAGUUGGGCUAUACGUACGUGGAGAAAGAUUAUUCCGACCAAAUAAAUACGAGUCUAAAAAUGCUGCAUCAUCUUGAGCAAAAAGUGUUAGCUGUAUUUCUGGUCCGUCUUGGAGGUGUAAUCCCUGACACUUCGCCAGUUGCCAAUGCCAUUUGUAUUCUCGGAUCUUUGGGGAAACUGGUUUUGUUAUUCCGAAAUGUUUCCGACGCAUCCACAAGUCUUAUUACAUUUCGCGAGUAUUAUCUCCCGGGGCCUAUAAUGUGUGCGACUAUGAAUAAAAGCAAAAAUACUAUGUUUUAUUCCACGCGUGAAAAAAUCUGUAAAUUUCGACUGGAUUGUAUUUUUCAAUCUGGAGAAGAUUGCUCUCCUCAUUCCGUCAUGACACCGAAAGUCUUCGAUAUCCCUAAAGUAUAUGCCUUAUCAAUUGACGAUGAUGACUCAUUGACAUGUUUAACCACGAACGGACGGGUACUCCUGGUUGCGUUAUCGUCGGCCCGUCAUGUUGAACAACCUCCUACGAACGGGAAAGUGAUCAAAACAUGCUUGGAGGAUCUACACGCGAAAUCCGCGAAGCUCGAUAAGGUUCUCGAGGAAAAUCGAUUGCUUGACGAACUCAUCCGAGAGUUGAACACAGUCACGCAUAUUUUGUUUGACGUCCUGAGAAAUCGUAAAUCGGGUGUAUCUAAUUGUGAUGGGGGCUUAACAGCCACCGAGACUGGAAUAUCAUUCAAAGUUGAUGUCGCUUACGAAGUACAAGGAUCUAGCUUGAACCCAAAAGUCGUUUUACGAUGUCGCCUAACAAGCUCAUCAAGAUUUCCAUUUUCUUUGCACUGGUCGUGGAUUGUUAAAACUCACAUCUUAGAGCCUUGGUACAACGAAGACGGUUGUACUCGCUCAACAAGAAGUUAUUCUGUGUGUCUAAGUCCGUCAUCCGUUCAUCACAUCUCUAUAACGUUGGACGAAACUUUCUCUUAUCGAACUCCGAUAGUUUUAUCAAAUUAUUUGUGUUGUUUUGUGGGAGACUUGAUUCCUUCGCUUCUCAAAGAAAAACAGCCGAAACUUGGCGAGCAAGGCUUUAGCGUAUUUAUCUGUGCCAAAGAACUUGAUAUUCUCAGCUUUCUACGCAGGUACGAGCCCAUCUUAGCUGGAUUCCCUCGAUGGGAAAGUCCAGCUUGUUUGCUACAGAAAACUUUAAAUGAUUUCAAUGGUUUACCGCCUUCUGACCUCAAUGAGCAAGAAGAUACUUCAAAAUUUCAUUCUUUUUGCAUUCGCCUUUCGAAGAAAGCUGUUGAUUUCAUUUGCGAUAUUCAUCACCCCUCGUCGGACGUCGCCACCUUCGAAGAACAGACUUCAAGUGGAAAAUCAAAUUUUCCCGCGAUAAACAGUGACGUCAUUCCUCCGGAAGCAAUUGUACUUCACUACAUUCUUCACGGGUCAUCGGCAAAUCUAUUUAGCCACGAUGUAAGAUCUGUCGAUGGUCACGUGGUUGCUAGGACGCCUCACGAAGAAGUGAUAAAGUUUCAAGUGAUCAGGAGGACACAGGACAUGGUAAACUUUGAAAUACGAGUACAGGCAGCAUCUCGGGAGCUUGCUUGUUCUGUCCACUCUGCAUUGUUAAAAGCGUGGAAGCCUGUGUUACGAAGAACAAUUCACGAUUCCGAUGCAAAUACAGAUGUUCCUGUCGGUGAUAUGCAAAAGCUAUUGGUGAAACUGAAAGAAAUUCAAACAAAGAUGCAUCAGUUGAGGCCUUCACGUCAAGACCAAGAACCUCUGCUACACAACAGGAGCUCAGACCCAUUUCUACAAAAGCUGAUAAGUAUUUAUUCCGAACUUCAACAAAUCCCCAUGGUUAUUCCAUAA
Molecule: messenger RNA, 2728 nt
Organism: Xenia sp. Carnegie-2017
Lineage: Eukaryota; Metazoa; Cnidaria; Anthozoa; Malacalcyonacea; Xeniidae
Product: Fanconi anemia core complex-associated protein 100-like
Exons: 5
Coding region: 89-2728 (879 amino acids)
Biological process (GO): interstrand cross-link repair
Cellular component (GO): Fanconi anaemia nuclear complex; nucleoplasm
Source: RefSeq, a predicted model, not a curated record